AUGACUAGCUCGCCCUUUGCGACCUUGGCUCUGAUCUCGGUGGCUGUUGUCUAUGCUGCAUCUCCGACGACGCAUGUCACCCACGAGCGGCGAGAUAUUCACAGCCAUAGUCACAGGGAAAAGCGUAACAGUCUCGAACCACACGAUAUAAUCCCCGUCAGAAUUGGCGUGAGUCAGUGCAACUUGGAUCGAGGCUAUGAUCUUCUUCUGGAUGUUUCGGACCCAGAUUUCGUGAAAUAUGGUAAACAUUGGACGGCAGAGCAGGUUGCAAAGAUGUUUUCUCCGUCACACGAGUCCAUCGAGUUGAUUAGAGAGUGGCUCACGGGAUCAGGUAUCUCUGAAGAUAGGAUCGUCCACUCAUUGGGCUAUGAGUGGAUCCAUUUCAAUGCUACUGUUCAAGAGGCAGAAGAACUUUUCCAGACUGAGUAUCACGCAUACCAAUUUGGGCUGGAGACUCGCGAAUACAAAGUACCCAGCCAUCUCGCGAGAUCUAUUGAUUUCAUCCAUCCUGGCGUUGCCCUUGUUGGUAACAUGAGGAAAGAGUAUAUGAAACGAAGUGUACUGCCAGAACAGCAAGUCUCUGCACGCGACGCCCUCGAUAAACGAGCAGAUGUUGGCCUUUGCACAGACUUGGAUCUCAUCACACCAACCUGCAUUCAAUAUCUCCAAUGUGUCCAAAGGGGACAAAAGAGCUCCUGCGGAUCUUGGUACAGCCCGACUGCGCUCAAAGUAUUCUUGGCCAAUUACACCGAUAUCCCACCUGAAAUGACGCUCUUAAAUAUUACCAUCGACGUAUCCCAAAUUCACUACGACCAGCCUGAUGAUAGCGGUGAAGCGGAUCUCGACGUUCAAAUGUCGUUGCCGCUGGUCUACCCGCAGAACGUGACGAUAUAUCAAGUUGAUGAUGACUAUUAUACCACUUAUGGGCGUGAAAUAUACUGGGGCAUGUUUCAGAGCUGGCUGAAUGCUAUUGACGGCUCAUAUUGCAAUUAUACAGCUUUUGGAGAGACAGGAAAUGACCCCGAGAUCGACCCAACAUAUCCUGACACUCACGAAAACCCUGGCGACCCCGAUGGCGGAAUCCCUGAGGGAUGGUACAGAGGGCCCCCUCAAUGUGGAACAACAAAGAGCACAAAUGUGUACUCUAUCCCAUAUGGGUGGGAUGAACAACUGCUCCCAUACAACUACAUGCAUCGGCAGUGCAAUGAAUUCAUGAAGCUGUCGCUCAUGGGGACCAUGAUUGUCGCAUCUACAGCAGAUCUUGGUUCAGCACCAUCCAACAUCUGUGACCCCAGUAAGUAUUACGAGUGGUACUACCACGCUGUCGCGCAAUACCCUGCGAAUUGCCCAUAUCUGCUUACCGUUGGUGCGACCCAACUUCUCCCUGGUCUCGAGGAAGUUGGUCUUAAUGCCCUAGGCUUGGCUUCUGCGGGAGGCUUUUCCUGGAACUACUCUCGCCCUGCCUAUCAAGACGAGGUUGUCCAGGCUUACUUGGAUAGUCAUCAGGACCUCGAUCGCGACCGUUUUAACAGCCAGGGCCGUGGCUUUCCAGAUGUCAGCGCCCUGGGAUGGAAUGUUCUCAAUGUCUUUGGCGCUGAGAAAGAGAUUGUAGCUCAAGGUGGCACCAGCGCGUCGACGCCGAUAGUUGCGGCUUUGAUCAAUCGCAUCAAUGAGGAAAGGCUCAAGGCAGGGAAGUCGACCCUGGGAUUUGUGAAUCCAGUGAUUUAUAAGAAUCCACAGAUGUUUAAUGAUGUGACAAAGGGAAACACGUCGAUAUGCGAUUCUGUAGCGUUUGAGGCGGCGCAAGGCUGGGAUCCUAUCACGGGCUUGGGCACACCAAAUCAUCCAAAGAUGCUGGAUGUCUUCAUGAAGCUGCCAUAA
Trichoderma harzianum CBS 226.95 is the source of this 1881-nucleotide messenger RNA. RefSeq lists its product as hypothetical. The record is from RefSeq and is a predicted model, not a curated record. Gene Ontology annotation, biological process: proteolysis. The coding region runs from base 1 to 1881 and encodes 626 amino acids. Gene Ontology annotation, molecular function: serine-type endopeptidase activity; tripeptidyl-peptidase activity. Lineage: Eukaryota; Fungi; Ascomycota; Sordariomycetes; Hypocreales; Hypocreaceae. The transcript has 6 exons.